Messenger RNA from Danio rerio (zebrafish), 10109 nucleotides. NCBI's taxonomy places the organism in Eukaryota, Metazoa, Chordata, Actinopteri, Cypriniformes, Danionidae. The record is from RefSeq and is a predicted model, not a curated record.
AAGAGACCACAUUCACUGUUAUAGAUCACAGUACCAGUGUAACAGGUAUCACAGACAGCCCUGCAUCGCACCGCUCCACUGUUAUCACUCAGCACUGAGAGAACAUGGACUCGGCGUUGCCCGCGUUUCUCAUUUAAUCGCCUCAGAGGAACUAAAAGAAAGUGGACGUUUGUCUUUACAGAUGGCCAAAGACAGCAAGAGGAGGAUACGAUGGUUGCAUUCUUCUGAUGAACAUUCUUCUGUGUUUUAAACCCCUUUCUUGACACACACACACACACACACACACACGAAAAAGUUUCUUUAAGGAGUGCAACAGGCAAUUCUUCCCGCUGAUGUGCCAUUAGAGAGGAAUGGAGUAAAGUCUGGGCUCUUUCUGGGAUUGAUUUAUCGCAGAUCAAGGAGACAUGGCUCAACCUGAAGACGCACCGAAGGAAAUGCUGAGCGCCGAGGGGAAGGCAGAGAGCGAGUCUGCGGGAGAAAUAAAGCGGGCUCGAACCAUGGCGCUCUACAACCCCAUCCCGGCCAAACACAACUGCCUCACCGUCAACAGGUCUCUCUUUAUCUUCGCCGAGAACAAUAUGAUCCGAAAAUAUGCAAAGAGGAUUAUAGAGUGGCCUCCGUUUGAGUAUAUGAUCCUGGCCACCAUCAUAGCCAACUGCAUCGUUCUGUCCCUGGAGCAGCAUCUUCCUGGAGAGGACAAGACACCCAUGUCCAAAAGACUGGAGAAGACGGAGCCUUACUUCAUUGGCAUCUUCUGUUUCGAGGCUGGCAUCAAGCUGGUGGCGCUCGGCUUUGUUUUCCAUAAGGGCUCCUAUCUGAGAAACGGCUGGAACGUGAUGGACUUCAUCGUUGUGCUCAGCGGGAUUCUGGCCACCGCUGGAUCUCAUAUGAACAUUCCUGUUGAUCUGAGAACGCUGAGAGCUGUGCGCGUGCUGAGACCCCUGAAACUGGUCUCCGGUAUCCCCAGUUUACAGAUCGUGCUGAAGUCCAUCAUAAAAGCGAUGGUGCCGCUGCUGCAGAUCGGACUCCUGCUGUUCUUCGCCAUCCUGAUGUUCGCCAUCAUCGGUCUGGAGUUUUACAGUGGGAAACUACACCACACCUGCCUGGCCGACCUGGAUAUACUCGAUAAUGAGACGGUGGACUCGUCGGAGGUGGAUUUUGCUUGUGGUGUGAGGAAAUGUCCUGAUAAAUACACCUGCAGCGGCUCUUGGAUUGGACCCAAUGACGGCAUCACGCAGUUUGAUAACAUCCUGUUCGCAGUGCUAACAGUGUUUCAGUGCAUCACUAUGGAGGGCUGGACGGCGGUGCUGUAUAAUACUAAUGAUGCUCUGGGACCCACGUGGAAUUGGAUAUAUUUCAUUCCUCUCAUCAUUAUCGGCUCAUUCUUUGUGCUCAACCUUGUUUUGGGUGUCCUUUCUGGGGAGUUUGCUAAAGAGAGAGAGCGGGUGGAGAACAGACGUGCUUUCAUGAAACUCAGACGACAACAGCAGGUGGAGAGAGAACUGAACGGCUACCGGGCAUGGAUAGACAGAGCAGAGGAGGUCAUGCUUCAAGAAGAAAACAAGAAUUCUGGGAGGUCUGCAUUAGAUGUAUUGAAACGAGCCACAAGCAAGAAAAACGCAAGACGUCGAGGGCCAGGAGAGGAGAAAUAUUCUGAAAUCUCCACAGUUGCAGGUGGAUCUCGUCCGAGGGUUGGCAUGCGGACGCCGAGGCGAGGUCCUGCUGCGUAUCUGAGGCGUAAAGAGCGAAUGUUACGCUUCUCCAUUCGCCGCAUGGUGAAAACCGACAGCUUCUACUGGAUAGUGCUCAGUCUGGUGGCGCUCAACACCAUCUCUGUGUCCAUCGUUCACCACAACCAGCCCGAAUGGCUCACCGUCAUUCAGUAUUACACAGAGUUUGUGUUUCUGGGGCUUUUUCUUGCUGAGAUGUUUCUGAAAAUGUACGGCCUUGGCUUCCGUCUGUACUUCCAUUCGUCCUUCAACUGCUUUGACUGUGGGGUGAUUGUCGGCAGUAUUUUUGAAGUGGUUUGGGGAUUCUUCAGGCCUGGGGUGUCUUUUGGCAUCAGUGUCCUCCGAGCUUUACGUCUGCUGCGGAUCUUUAAAAUUACCAAGUAUUGGUCGUCCUUGAGGAAUUUGGUGGUGUCCCUUAUGAGCUCCAUGAAGUCCAUCAUCAGUUUGCUCUUCCUCCUAUUCCUGUUUAUCGUCGUCUUCGCUCUUCUCGGCAUGCAGCUGUUUGGCGGCAGGUUCAUCUUUGAGGAUUACACUCCUACUAAUUUUGACACAUUUCCAGCAUCCAUCAUGACGGUGUUUCAGAUUCUCACCGGAGAGGACUGGAAUGAAGUGAUGUACAACGGGAUUCGUUCUCAAGGAGGAGUGCAUUAUGGGAUGUGGUCUUCCAUAUACUUCAUCGUUUUAACUUUGUUUGGGAACUACACACUGCUCAAUGUAUUCUUGGCCAUUGCUGUGGAUAAUCUAGCCAAUGCACAGGAACUAACUAAGGAAGAAGAGGAGGAGGAGGAGGAGUUCUUCAACCAGCGCUAUAAAAGCAGAGAAUUCGGCCUCUCGGAAAGGAGACGGAGACCGUACCUGUACAGAAAGCGUGCCAUCCACCGAGGGCGACCUUCACCUGCAGAAGCGGAGGAGGAAGCUGCAGGGAAACAAGCAGCGGAAGAACAGCCAGUCAAUGCUUUUGCAGGCCGUCGAGAGAGACGCAAAAAAAUUAACAUGUCCGUCUGGGAGCAAAGGGCCAACCAGCUGCGGAAACGUCGUCAGAUGGCCAGCCGUGAGGUACUGUUUGGUGGUCCCACAGAGGACCAGGACACUCCAGGGAGCGAUCAUCACCAGCAGCAUAGCUUGUCCACUGAAACAAGCCCUUUACACUUGCCAGAAUCUCCAAUGUCUGUGGGGAUGCCUUUGCCAGAGCCGCCUAUGUCUAUUACCAUUCCUCUGCCUGAGCCUCCAGAGUCUGAGCCGUUGUCGGGAUCAGGGCUAGAGGAGAGGCCGAGCGCUAAUAACCACCACGCUAAUACCGAAAGGAGACAUCGAGUGGCGAGGAAGUUUCGAGCUGCUGCUGCUGCAGGGGUGGCGGAGGGUGGGCGACACAAACGCCACAGACAUCGGGAGUCCAGAACAGAGGCCAGAAAUGCAGAGAAUCACCAGCAGUUUGAGAGGCAGGCUGAAGACGGUGAAGGUAAAACAGAGGAAGCUCAAUCUAAGCACAUGAUGAACAUGUGUGACCCGGAAAGGCAAAUCGAGAAUCAAGAGGAGUGCCAAAGGGAGUUUGUGUGUGAUCUGACAGGGCUCUCCCAAGCCUCCGGCCAUCAGGAGGAAGAUCAAGCCGAAAGCCAAGAGGCUCAACUUCUGAGGCACAAAGAAGACUUCUCUACAGAAUCUAAAUACAUGACAGAAGUCUCGGACAUUGAGAACAACGGCAGCUAUCUCAACCAGGAUGAGUGUAUGACCGAAACCAGCCUAAAACGAGAGUCCUCAUCCCAGCCUUUGUUGGAAAUGGCACCAAUGACUGUCAGUUUCAAGGACGUGGAGGCGUCUCUUUCAGACAAAGCUGACGAUGAUGAUGAUGAUGAUAUGGAUGAUGAUGAUGAUUACGAAGACGAUGAGAAUGGAGGUGAAAAGUCGACAGCCUCCAAACCUGAAAGGCCCGACAGCAUGUUCAUUUUCAAGAGCAAAAACCCCAUCAGGAGGAUCUGCCAUUAUGUGGUGACCCUGCGGUAUUUCGAGAUGACUAUUCUCCUGGUGAUCGUGGCCAGCAGUAUCGCUCUGGCAGCUGAAGACCCUGUGUGCACCAGUUCAGAGAGAAAUAAGGUUCUGCGUUACUUUGAUUAUGUUUUCACUGGAGUUUUCACAUUUGAGAUGAUCAUAAAGAUGAUUGACCAGGGCCUCAUUCUUCACGAUGGGUCGUAUUUUCGGGACAUGUGGAACAUUCUGGAUUUUAUUGUGGUGGUGGGAGCUCUGAUUGCGUUUGCAUUGACGAAUUUAUUGGGAAACAACAAAGGCCGAGACAUUAAGACCAUCAAGUCCUUGCGGGUUCUGCGGGUUCUCCGUCCCCUCAAGACCAUCAAAAGACUCCCAAAGCUGAAGGCAGUGUUUGAUUGCGUGGUCACGUCUCUGAAGAACGUCUUCAACAUCCUGAUCGUCUACAAGCUCUUCAUGUUCAUCUUCGCAGUCAUCGCAGUGCAGCUCUUCAAGGGGAAAUUCUUCUACUGCACCGACGGCUCCAUGGGCACGCAGAAAGAAUGCCAGGGCUACUACAUCGACUAUGGAAGAGACAGAAAGGAGGUGAAGAAGAGGGAAUGGAGGAGACACGAGUUUCACUAUGAUAACGUCCUCUGGGCUCUUCUAACGCUCUUCACCGUGUCCACAGGAGAGGGAUGGCCACAAGUCCUUCAGCACUCGGUGGACGUCACUGAAGAAGACCACGGCCCGAGCAGAGGAAACCGCAUGGAGAUGUCCAUUUUCUACGUCAUAUACUUUGUGGUUUUCCCUUUCUUUUUCGUCAACAUUUUUGUAGCUCUCAUCAUUAUCACAUUCCAGGAGCAGGGCGACAAAAUGAUGGAGGAGUGCAACCUGGAGAAAAACGAGAGGGCUUGCAUUGACUUUGCAAUCAGUGCCAAACCCCUGACGAGAUACAUGCCUCAGAACAGGCAGACGCUGCAGUACCGCUUGUGGCACUUUGUGGUGUCGCCGUCUUUCGAGUACACGGUUCUCGUCAUGAUUGCACUCAACACUGUAGUGCUCAUGAUGAAGUAUUACUCAGCACCGACGGCCUACGAUAUCGUCCUGAAGCACCUCAACACGGCCUUCACCGUGCUGUUCUCUCUUGAGUGCAUCCUAAAGAUCAUGGCCUUCGGGUUUAUGAACUAUUUCCGGGACACCUGGAACAUCUUUGAUUUCAUCACUGUGCUGGGCAGUAUUACCGAAAUUGUAGUAGACUUACAGUCAGUAAACACCAUUAAUAUGAGUUUCCUGAAGCUUUUCCGGGCAGCAAGACUGAUCAAGCUAUUGAGACAAGGCUACACGAUACGCAUUCUGCUCUGGACGUUUGUUCAGUCUUUCAAGGCUCUUCCAUAUGUUUGUCUUCUUAUUGCCAUGCUUUUCUUCAUUUAUGCCAUUAUCGGCAUGCAGGUGUUUGGAAAUAUUAAACUGAAUGAUGAAAGCCAUAUUAAUCAGCACAACAACUUCAAGACCUUCUUUGGUGCCCUGAUGCUGCUGUUCAGAAGCGCCACAGGAGAGUCGUGGCAGGAGAUCAUGCUGUCGUGUCUGGAGGGUAAAGAGUGUGAGCCGGACCCUUCAAUAACACCACCUUUCACCUCUCCAGACCACGAGGGCGGCUGCGGCACCGACUUCGCCUAUUUCUAUUUCGUUUCCUUCAUCUUCUUCAGCUCAUUUCUGAUGCUGAAUCUGUUCGUGGCUGUCAUCAUGGACAACUUUGAGUAUUUGACACGAGAUUCGUCAAUUCUUGGACCUCACCAUCUAGAUGAGUUUGUGCGCAUCUGGGGGGAAUAUGACCGCGCAGCAUGUGGCCGGAUUCACUAUAAUGCCAUGUAUGAGAUGCUGACCCACAUGUCUCCACCUCUUGGGUUGGGAAAGAAAUGUCCUGCAAAAAUUGCCUACAAGAGACUGGUGCUGAUGAACAUGCCAGUCGACGAGGACAUGACGGUUCACUUCACAUCCACACUGAUGUCUCUGAUCCGCACCGCACUGGAGAUCAAGAUCGCUAGAGGGGGUGAGGAUCGGCUACAGCUGGACAUGGAGUUACAGAAAGAGAUCAGUUUCAUCUGGCCACAUCUGUCCCAGAAGACUCUGGACCUGCUGGUGCCGAUAAACAAAGACACUGACAUGACCGUUGGAAAGAUCUAUGCUUCGAGGAUGAUCAUGGAUUUCUUUAAACAGAGCAAAGCCAAGAAGCUGAGGCUGCAAGUGGAGGCGCAGAGAGCUGCUGCACUCCCUCUGAUAUCUCACAGUGCUGGAUCUGCCCUGACCAGCGGAGGGUUUGUGGCUUUAAGCCCAAUUUCACCACAGGAGCUGUUAUUGCAGCCCAUAACCCAGCGUACAGACAGCAGUGAAGACUACGACGCCUCACAGGUUGAUGAAUCAGGGUUGAAUGGCGUGUGGGGGGAAGACCGCCCACCUGAACAUGCAUUCAGAGCCAGACACAAGAGCUACAAAGCUGCAGUGUCCCACUCAGAGCAGACACAGUACAUGGAAAAGGUGCGAGGACGACCAAAGGAACAACGGCUCUUACUGUCCCCGAAAAACUCCAACUCAAAGUCUCGUUCCCGCUCUCCCAGCGAGGAGCGCGUACAUGGGGUCACAAGACAGGGAAACAGCUCCGAAAGCCCCGUUCCUUCCACCUCAGAGUCCAGCACCCCGAGUGGAAAACGCAGAUUAUCCCAAACCUCCACCUGCUCUCGGCCUCACAUCUCCUACUCGCCUCUAGUGUCCCACACGCAGUCUUCAUCGCAGCCCACUAAUAAUAAUGAGGAGGAUGAGGAGGAUGAUCCAGCGGUUCAGCAGAUGUUAGGCUGCUGCAGUACUGCUUUAUGGGAUGACAGCGCUGAAGACCAGGAUGCGAGAGCGAGACAACAAGAAAAAUCCCAUUUCGAAGUGGAUGAAUUUUUGGGUUCGUCCGUCCGCCGUUAUCCAUCUGAAUCAUUCCUCGCUCUCCAAGAGGAAGAGCACAGCCCGGAUUCUGCCACAGCAAUGGAAACUCUCACUUUUGAGGCGGCGGUGGCCACCAGCUUAGGCCGCGCAAAUACGGUCAGCGCCUCAAUGCGCACUAGAUCACGAAUAGGCUGGCAGGUGCCCAAUGGACACUUCCGGAAGAGGUUGGCGCAGAGUGUUUCUCUUGCUGGGGGCGAAACUCUGAGCGAUGUAGAGGACGACAAAUACUAGAUUUGGUCAGGGGUGUAGAAUUAGCAUGGACACCAGUUGAAAUGUCCCCAUCAAUAAUUUAAUUCACUUACAAAAACAGGCCUGGACAUACAGAAGGGGUUACAUCACAGUCUCAAGUUGUACCGCCCCCGAAACACAUAUGAACAUUGUGAUUGGCUGUGCCUUUCCUUGCUGUCAUGUUUCAUUCAGAUGUAAUCAGCGGGGGAGUUUUCCUGUGCAAGAAUAAGCUGUGUGACACACGCAUGGCAAAGCAAAACAUGGAAGAUGGACAUGAGGAGCUUUUUUCAAGGAAAAGAGUCACAUAAACUCAAGACCGCUGCAGGAAGAGUCCAUCAUGAUAAUGGUCAUGUUAAUGCUAGUGUUUUUUUUUUAAUUCCCGCUUUGGCGCACAGUCUAAUGUUACAGCAGGCUGAUAUAGUCUGUGAAUAAUAUGGUCUGAAAACUAACAGCAGAAUAAACAGCUACAUGUAAAGCUAUUAUUAUCAUCCCGAUCGGGGCGAUUCGUAAGCCCCCACCAAUGUCAAGAGCAGAUCUGGGAUCUUGGAUUUGGCUAAAGACACAACAGGAUAGAAACAUUUGGAGGACACUGAAGAGGACGCCAGUCUCCAGUAUUCAAGCAAGAGCUGUUUCAUAGAUAGACCAAUUACAUGUUCAAUGGAGCCUUUUCACAUUUCCAGGGUUCUCAGGGGUCGUGAUACUUGGUAAACUUGGAGCGCGGUGAAUGACAACAAAUCAUUUUCUACAAUCCUAUUUGCUGAAAUGAGAAAAGAAAAACAGUGUGAUGGGGUUGACUGCCACAAAACGGAAAAUAAAUAGAUAAUGGUAGGCAGGAGAGAGAAUAAUGAUAAAUUUAGUGUCCCACCUCCACAGACGAUGCUUUUUUAAUGCCUCAAAUAUUUAAACGGUAAUUCGUUUUUUUUGUAAUUAGAUGCAAAGAUGAUACACUUUACGAAACUGCUGUCAAAUUUACAGAUUUACUGCCAAUUUUGGUGAAUUUACACGUUCAUUGAAAUCAACAAUAACGUGCUGUAAAACUACGGUGCACUUGUAAAUUUUACAGUAUUACUGGCAUUUUUUACAAGCGCACUGUAAAUUAACACUUACAACUGUGCUGUAAAACUACAGUAAAACUACCUUGCAACUACAGUGCGCGUGUACAUUUUACAGUAUUACUGGCAAUUUUUACAAGCGCACUGUAUAUUUACAAUUACAACUGUGCUUUAAAACUACAGUAAAACUACAAUAAAACUACAGUGUGCUUGUACAUUUUACAGUAUUACUUUCCAUUUUUAAAAACACACUGCAAAUUAACAAUUACAACUGUGCUGUAAAACUAAAGUAAAACUAUAGUGUAACUAAAGUGCGCUUGUAAAUUUUACAUUAUUACAGGCAAUUUUACAAACGCACUGUAAAUUAGCAAUUACAAAUGUGCAGGAAAACUAGUGUAACUACAGUGCGCUUGUAAAUUUUACAGUAUUACUGGUCAUUUUUUUACAAGCACACUGUAAAUUAACGAUUAAAACUGCUGUAAAACUACUGUGCGCUUGUAAAUGUUACAGUAUCACUGCCAGUUUUUACAAAUGCACUGUAAAUUAACAAAUACAACUAUGCUGUAAAACUACAGUACACUUGUAAAUAUUACAGUAUCACAUGUGAUUUUUGCAACUGCACUGUAAAUUAACAAUUAAAACUGCUGUCAAGCUACAGCGCGCUUGUAAAUAUUAAAGUAUUACUGGCAAUUUUUACAAGCACACUGUGAAUUAACAAUUACAGCUGUGCUGUAAAACUGCAGUAAAACUACAGUGCAACUACAGUGCGUGUGUGAAUUUUACUGUAUUACUGGCAUUUUUUACAAAUACACUGUAUAUUUACAAUUACAACGUGCUGUAAAGCUACAGUAAAACUACAAUAAAACUACAGUGCGCUUGUAUAUUUUACAGUAUUACUGGUCAUUUUUAAAAACACACUGCAAAUUAACAAUUACAACUGUGCUGUAAAACUUAAGUAAAACUAUAGUGUAACUACAGUGCGCUUGUAAAUUUUAAUUAUAAAUUAACAAUCAAAACUGCUGUAAAACUACAAUGCGCUUGUAAAAUUGCAGUAUUACUGGCAAUUUUUCCAAGCACACUGUAAAUUAACAAUUAAAACUUCUUUCGAACUACAGUAAAACUACGGUGCGCUUGUAAAUUUUACAGUAUUACUGGUCAUUUUUUACAAGCGCACUGUAAAUUAACAAUUAAAACUGCUGUAAAACUACAGUAUGCCUGUACAUGUUACAGUAUCACUAGUCAUUUUUGCAACUGCACUAUAAAUUAACAAUUAAAACUGCUGUGAAACUACAAUGCUCUUGCAAAAUUGCAGUAUUACUGCCAAUUUUUCCAAGCACACUGUAAAUUAACAAUUAAAACUUCUUUCGAAUUACAGUAAAACUACAGUGCGCUUGUAAAUAUUACAGUAUUACUGCCCAUUUUUACAAGCACACUGUAAAUUAACAAUUACAACUGUGCUGUAAAACUACAGUGCGCUUGUGCAUGUUAGAGUAUCACUGGUAAUUUUUGCAACUGCACUGUAAAUUAACAAUUAAUACUGUGCUAUAAAAUUACAGUAAAUCUACAGUAAAAACACAGUGCACUUGUAAAUUAUAUAGUAUUACUGCCAAUUUUAUGAGCAAACUGUGAAUUAGCAAUUACAACUGUGCUGUAAAACUACAGUGUGCUUGUAAAUAUUACAGUAUCACUGGUCAUUUUUGCAACUGCACUGUAAAUUAACAAUUAAAACUGCUGUUAAACUACAGUAAAACUACAAUAAAACUACAGCGCGCUUGUAAAUAUUAAAGUAUUACUGGCAAUUUUUACAAGCACACUGUAAAUUAACAAUUACAGCUGUGCUGUAAAACUGCAGUAAGACUACAGUGCAACUACAGUGCGUGUGUAAAUUUUACUGUAUUUCUGGCAUUUUUUACAAAUACACUGUAUAUUUACAAUUACAACUGUGCUGUAAAGCUACAAUAAAACUACAUUAAAACUACAGUGCACUUGUAAAUUUUACAGUAUUACUGGUCAUUUUUCCAAGUACACUGUAAAUUUACAAUCACGACUGUGCUGUAAAACUGCAGUAAAACUACAGUGCACUUGUAAAUUUUACAGCAUUACUGGCAACCAAAAUUGCCAGUAAUACUGUAAAUUUUACAGUGAUUUU